This is a messenger RNA of Botrytis cinerea B05.10, 1481 nucleotides long. RefSeq lists its product as hypothetical. The record is from RefSeq and is a predicted model, not a curated record. The transcript has a single exon. Lineage: Eukaryota; Fungi; Ascomycota; Leotiomycetes; Helotiales; Sclerotiniaceae. Bases 281 to 1315 code for a protein of 344 amino acids.
GGUAUUCAGGAGAAAGAAACAAAUACUCAAUCCCUUCUCUCAACCAUGUGGGGAGACGCUCAAGUGAGUGUCGUCAUAGACCAGAGUGUGUGGGGUCCAGUUCUAUAAGUCAAAGCUAGGAUGACAUCGAGGUAGUACUUCACAUCCAAUCAACCUCAAAAAAGCUAUAUACGACAUCACGAUUCUCUUCCUCCUGCUCCUUCUCCUGCUCCUUCUCCCUUUCCAUUUUCUCCACUACCAUCAAAAAUCAUCAAAUAUCCCCUCCAUCUCACCCAUAAAAAUGAACGGCCUCAAACCAGCCAUAUCCUCCAUGUCACUGGGUCGCGCCUGGAUGCAUUCCAUGCCCAACAAACUCUCCGCCGCAUCCAACCACCACAUCCUCGGUCUCGAAAUCUUCUACGAAGAUCUCGAACAUCUCGCACGGACGGAAUCCAACACCGAGACGCCCUCCCCAGAAGCUCUUCUCCACGCUGCUUCCACCAUAAAAGCGCUAUGCGACGCACGAAACAUCACCAUCAUCUCGCUGCAACCAUUUUCCUUCUACGAGGGCUUAAAGGAUAGACAGGCCCACGACGAGAAAAUCGAGAAAAUGAAAUUCUGGCUGCAAAUCGUGAAGAUUCUAGGAACAGAUCUCAUCCAAAUCCCCGCAAACUUCUUACCCGAAGAUAAAUUAACUGACGAUAUGGAAAUCAUCAUUUCGGAUCUACGAGAAGUCGCCGACAUGGGCGCGAAAGAGCAGCCCACCGUGCGCUUUUCCUACGAGAACUUAUGCUGGAGUACAUUUUUCGACACGUGGGAGUCCGGAUGGGAGAUUGUGACGAGAGUCGAUCGAGAGAAUUUCGGGUUUGUUUUGGAUACGUUUAAUAUUGCCGGGAGGGUGUAUGGAGAUCCAGCAUCGAGCGAUGGGAAAACUGAAAAUGCAGAGAGAGCGUUGAAUGAAAGUUUGGAGAGGCUAGCUAAGACGAUUGAUGUGAAGAAGCUUUUUUAUAUCCAAGUGGUUGAUGCGGAGAAAAUGCAAGAGCCGUUAGUCAAGGGCCAUGAAUUUUGGGAUGAUGAUCAACCUGCGCGAAUGAGUUGGAGUAGGAAUGCGAGGUUGUUUGCCGGGGAGAGUGAAAGGGGGGCGUAUUUGCCGGUUGAAAAAGUGACUAGGAUUAUUGUUGAGUGUUUGGGUUAUCAGGGAUGGGUUAGUAUGGAAUUGUUCAAUCGGUCGAUGGCUGAAGAAGGUGAAAAUGUCCCGGAUGAACAUGCUAAGAGAGCGGAGGCUUCUUGGGAGAUAAUUAAGAGUUGGAUCAAGUGGCCGAAAAUUGGUGAGUGAAUGGUGAAGUUCUGGGCAGAAUACAAUCGUUUCUGGAAAUGGUGAGUGUAUUCUAUUUGACGGGUGCUCGCGGUGCUGAAGCAACUCGCAUAACUAUGAUAUUGAACAUAGGCCUAAAUGCAUGAAUAAUUAUAUAAGAUAUACAUAAUAUACAAAACAGCCCACA